Helobdella robusta is the source of this 1311-nucleotide messenger RNA. RefSeq lists its product as hypothetical. The transcript is spliced from 2 exons. Lineage: Eukaryota; Metazoa; Annelida; Clitellata; Rhynchobdellida; Glossiphoniidae. Bases 1 to 1311 code for a protein of 436 amino acids. The record is from RefSeq and is a predicted model, not a curated record.
AUGGCCUGGAAAAACGUGCUAGGAACAUUUCUCAAGUCGACACCCAUGAUCUCAAUGUAUGGCGGCAUCUUAACUACCACUGUUUACGUGGCUUACAAGGAUUACAGCCGGAUUCAAUGCAUGCUAAACGUCUACAGAACUGGAAACAUUCUUCCCCCAUUUACGGAAAACGAUUUUGAAACAGAAUUCCAAAGUAGGCCUGCUGUUGAAAGUCAGUUGGUCGCCGUUUUGAAUAAUAAAUUUUCGAAUGAGUAUUAUAUUAUCAAUGGAGAGGUGGGUGUUGGAAAGACAAGAUCCAUUUUAGAGGUAGUCAGACAUCUGAUGAAUAGUAGUGGAAAACAAAAUUUAGGUGCCCCAAUUUUUGUGACUGUUGAUCAGGGAAAAUCAUUUCCUGAUACUCUGGCCGCUGCCAUCCAUUUCAACUUUGAUGAACACAUCAAUUUCAGGACAUUUUUAGAUAUUGUCUUGAGAAUAGAAUCUAUUCCUAAGAAAGAUGAGGCUAGUAAAUUAAUUAGAGUACUAGAAGCUCUUGAAGAAUCUGCAUUUGUGUACACGAUGAAAUACAAGAAACCAGUUGUGCUAAUCAUUGAUGGCAUCGCAUCUCUAAACAGAACUCUGCCAGGUGCAUUAGAGAAAAUUCAAGAUAAGGCCAAAAUGUGGGCCGAUUGCAACAUAAUAAAAUUAAUAUUUGUAAAUAAUGAUGAAGAAGUCGAAGAGAAACUGCAAAGAAAUUCGAGUGCCUGGUCUCGGGCUGCCACCCCAUUUGUAUUAGAAGAUCUGACAGAAUCACAAACUCAUUCUUUCCUAACCACAAACUACAUUCUAAGGAAAGAUAAAAAUAGCUACGCAGAGUCAAAAGAUAAAUCUAUAAAACUAAUCACUCCUGAAGAUUCUGAAAAAAUUUACGAAUUAGUUGGGGGAAGGAUCCUAUAUCUAGUAAGCAUAAAGAGAGAUUACAUGAAAGGUUUCUCUCUCGAUAGAAUAUUUUUAGAUAUGAAAGAUAGAGAGAAAGAGAAGUUUAUAAAUGUAUCAAGGAGGCCAUCAACAUGGAAGGUCAUCUCAUUGCUGAGGUCAUUUCCUCACAAGUCCAUGAAAUUGUCAAAGUUAAUUAAAGCAACUGACAAAGACGACGUUGAUUAUCUUUGCAAGUUGAAUGUCAUUAGAUUAGUGAGAGAUGACAUUGGCAUAAUGGUCAAGUUCAAUUCAAAGCUAACGGAGAACGUAGUUGAAGAGCUGGAAAUGUUAUAUCAAAGAGAACUUCAAGAACAUAAGGAGCAAUGUACAUCCCCUAAAAAAUCCCCAGUUUCCUAA